GUCAGUCACACUUUGAACGGCGCUGUGGCGCUCAUCACCACCACCAGAUCUACCAGCAACAGCACCAACGACUCGCCAUCCUCCUUUUUCCUGUCACUAACGAUCGAAUGAGCCUUAAGGAUCGCAUAAAGCAGAGGAUGAACGCUUGCUGAGGAGUCAUCGCCGCAAACCCGAGGGCGACACACACAACCGCUAGUGAAGGGGUGGUAGAGGAACGAUCCGACGAGCCGUUUCGCAUUUCGAGCGGUCGCCUCAAGUGGAGGUGGUGUAGGGGGGACUUUGCCAUGGUCCGGCCCGGGGACAUCUUUGUAGCCCUAAUUCUCGUGGGCUCUGCGGUGUCACUGGAUGUGCAGAUAACACCCAGUCAUGGGGAAAUCAGUAUCGGGGAGUCCAAAUUCUUCAUGUGUGAAGUUAUCGGUGGGGCAAAACACAUAGACUGGUUCGGGCCAAGCGGCGACAGGAUAGAACCCAACAGACCCGACAUCACGGUGACCCGAAACGACGAGACGUCAUCCAUCCUCACGCUGUACCGAGCUAUGACGGAGAACGCCGGCACUUACAAGUGUGUCGCCACCAAUGGCGAUCAACAGGGAGAGUCAACGGUUAACAUUAAAAUAUUCCAGAAAAUCACCUUCACAAAUGCCCCGUCGCCCCAAGAGUUCACUGAAGGGGACACCGCUGUCAUUGUGUGUGAUGUCAUCAGUUCUCCUCCUCCCACAAUACUCUGGAAGUACAGAGGAGCUAGAAUACAGAUGGAAAAAGAUGUUCGCUUUAAGGUGCUGAACAACAACCACCUUCAAAUCCGUGGCAUAAAGAAGACCGACGAGGGAUCGUACACCUGUGAGGGACGCCUGAUGGCCCGUGGCGAGAUUGAUUUACGGGUUAUCAAGGUCAUCGUGAACGUGCUCCCGACAAUCAGAGUAUGGCAGUCAGAGGUGAAUGCCACAGCAGAUAUUGGCCAAUCUGCCAUGUUGACCUGUGCAGUUGAUGGCUAUCCCGAACCAAUGGUUACCUGGACAAGAAACCAAAUGCAUCUGGAGGCGGGGGAGAAGUACAGCUUUAACGAGGAUGGCUCAGAGAUGUCCAUCAUGGAUGUGAGCAAGCUCGAUGAGGGCGAAUACACCUGCAUCGCUAAAAACAAGGCCGGGGAAGCAGAGCAGGAGCUUAGUUUGAGAGUAUUUGUCAAACCUAAGAUCACCUAUAUUGUAAACCAAAGCACGUCCGAGAUGGAGGAGCAGGUCAUGCUAACUUGUGAGGCUUCUGGGGAUCCGACACCCACCAUCAGCUGGAGCUACGGGAACCGUGUUUUUACAGACGGCGAGCAGGCAUCAUGGACUCGUCCUGAGCAACACAAGAGCGAGGAUGGGAAUGUGGUGGUGAGGAGUGACGCUCGCGUGUCAUCCCUCACGCUAAAGUACGUCAAGUACACUGACGCCGGUCAGUACCUGUGUUCUGCGCGCAGUGCCAUUGGGGAGGAUGACCAGGGGGCUUAUCUGGAAGUCCGCUAUUCUCCUAAGAUCCACGGUGAAGUGGCGGUGUACACCUGGGAGGGUAACGCUGUCAACAUCAGCUGCGAGGUGCAAGCUUACCCAAGCCAAGUCGCCAUAGUCUGGCUGCGAGACGGACUGAUGCUGCCCAAUGCCAACACGAGCAACAUUAAGAUCUUCAGGUCGCCCUCGGCCAGCUACCUUCAAGUGACACCGGUGUCUGAGAAUGACUUUGGGAGUUACAACUGCACUGCUUCGAAUGAGAUGGGAACAGAAGCCAAAGAGUUUGUCCUCAUUCAAGCUGAGGUGCCAUCAUCUCCAUUCAUCAAUGAGGUCUCACCUUUCUCCACCACCGCUUUCAUUCAGUUCGAGGAGCCUGAGUCCACUGGAGGCGUCCCUGUGCUCAAAUACAAAGCGUUGUGGAGGAUGCAAGACAGGGGCAGCUGGUCGCAAAGGAUCUACGAGCUCAAAGAUGGCACCUUUGGCGAGUUGACCAUCACACACCUACGGCCAGACACCAACUACGAAGUCAAGAUGUCUGCCAUUAACGGAAAAGGGGAAGGUGAAAGCUGUCCUGUUGAGAUCUUCAAGACGGAGCCAGUUCGUAAGCCAAGUCCUCCUAAACUGGAAGGGGUGCUUCAGCCAAUAGGCAACUCCCUGAAAGUCAGCUGGAUCAAGCAGGAUGACGGUGGAUUACCCAUCCUCCAUUACCUUGUGCGCUUCAAACCAAUUCAGUCAUCUCAGUGGAAACCCGAAAUCCGCAUGCCCAGCGACAGCGACCACGUGACCCUGAGUGGGUUGGAAUGGGACACUGACUACGAUAUUUCCGUGGUGGCCGAGAACCAGAAGGGCAAGUCGCAGAGGGCCAGCAUGUCCAUGAGGACGUCUGUACAGCCGGCUGUCAUGCCAGCCACUCAGGGCUCUCCGUCCGUGACGUGCUGUGUGGUCUCACUCAUCCUGUCCGUCGUCACCGCAUUGCUGCUCUCAUAGUUUUGGCGGCUUCCCUUAAAGCGCGCAAGAAGAGCCAAGCUGUCCCUGCGCACACUUUUCAGAAAGCAGACUGUGACAGACGCAUGUGUGCGCGUGUGUUGGACGUUGCGACAGAACCAAACCAAAGGCAGUGGAAUCCUCUCCCCACCCCGAACCACACAGAUUGACAGUGAGACGCGUUAGCCAACAUAGACGAGUGACAGUUGGCAGGAACAAAUUAGGACAGGGUCUACUUCUCACCUACUAGAAUGUUUUACUUUAAACACUGAGUGACUGCUCAACUGUAUUGCCCACUGAAGUGUGUCUAUAUUAUGUAAAGAUCAACCAUUGCAUAAACAAAAACUGCUAACAAGAAUGAGCCUAAUUAUGCGAUUUGAAUAGUGCACAUGAUGUUUUACAGAGAGUUCUACUUUAAUGUGGCACAUUUCUUCUGCAUGUCAAACUAUUUCGUAAACACCUAACCAUGUUUUCUAUAAUGCUAAUUGAAGGGUGCUUUGUUUUUUAACACACAGCUGCUCACCUGUUUUAAGAUUUUCAUAUAUACAAACACAGUAUUUUCAGUCAUUCACAACAUUUGUUAAAGGGAACCACGGAUAGAAAGACUUGUAGUUCUUAAAAGAUAAACGUUAUUAUGAGUUAAAAUAAUUGGAUAUUAAAAACAUUCUUGAUAUAUGUAUAUAUUUUCAGGUUCAGGUUGUUUUGUUUAAAUGCAUACAGACAGAACAUACUAAAGAUGCCUUAAAAAAAAUACUUAAACGUAGUGAUAAUAUAUAGGGGUGGUUUAAAUACGUCACGUGACUAAUGUGGUCAACAGAUCAACAAUUAUACCACAAGAAAACACAAUGCUUAAAAGUAAAAGAGGGAAACACAUGCAAAAAGUAUUAUGAGGCAAUGAAAAGGUAAUAAAAGACUCAAUUAAACCACAGAUAGUAAAUACUCGCAGCUUUUAACUCAUGUGCACGUGUGUUGGACGUUUCGCCACGUAGAAAGGAAUUGCAGAACACCGGUAGUGUUCGUCAAGUGAUAGUGACAAACUACGUCAUCACCCUGAGCGUCCAUUGCGCGCAUAAAACAUGGCGCCCUUUGUAGGUCAAAACAUGUACUAAAUAUUAUAGAUUUUUAAAUGAAUGGUAAUAUUACAUGUGUUUCUAAUAACAUAUUUUAGUAAAAAUAUGAACAAGUUUGGCUUAUUAGAGCCUACAAGUCUUGAAGUCCGAGGUUCCCUUUAAUCUUUUAUAGGGCGCCCAUUUAAUGCCAUUGUCGGCACUAGUCGUCAAAUCCAUUUUGACUUGGAGAUUCUCAGAGACUCCCAGUCAUAACGGAUUGCACGUUAAUUGCUGUCAAUGGCACUGAAAGAUGAGAAAUAACGGUCAGGAUUGAAUACUAUGAAAUUUUUGAACAAUAAUAAAAUCAACUUAACAGUGUUAUUGUGGACCAUAGAGAGAGUGUAUUUCUGUGUUCAUGCGUUUUAAUUUUGUUUUAACAUUUUAAUGAUUUAUAAUUUUAAUUAUGCAUAAAAAUUAAAAAAUAAUUCAAAGAAAUAAUUAUAAUAAUAAUACAAUUACAAUUGAGGCACGGCAUCCACAUACUGUAUGUGGACAUCGCAUUUUGGGUUAUGUAGGGCACACUUUAUACUAAAUGCUAAUGUUGAGGUUCACAUGUGUGGACACCAUAUCGUUUUUUUUUUUUUUUUUUUUGUUCCUUUACAUGAUUUAUUUUAUGAAUGGCAAUAGCAUAUGUAGAUUUUGCCAUGCAUUGGAAGAGCACACAAUGUUUCACCUGAUACUUUUACAUCACUGGUGCAGAGGAACAACAGAUACUUCAUUUCUAGAAAAUAAAUAACUUUCGGGGACUAAUUAAGCAGAAUAGCAUGAUGUAUAUUUUAUCGUUGUACUCCUUAUGAUAUUGCAAGUGGUUGCAAAUAACUGUUUUACAUGAAUGUUAAGCUAAAUAAACAGUUUUUGGAUCAAAUAUUGAAAUAUCUAACACCAAAUAAAUACCAAUUUUGAAUACAUGUUAAUGAGGGCUGUUUUGCAUCCUACAUAAAUAAAACACUGCAUCAAUAACAGGUGAG
Corythoichthys intestinalis (scribbled pipefish) is the source of this 4551-nucleotide messenger RNA. RefSeq names its product neural cell adhesion molecule 1b (gene ncam1b). The record is from RefSeq and is a predicted model, not a curated record. Gene Ontology annotation, molecular function: protein binding. Gene Ontology annotation, biological process: cell adhesion. Bases 285 to 2477 code for a protein of 730 amino acids. The transcript has 17 exons. Gene Ontology annotation, cellular component: membrane. Lineage: Eukaryota; Metazoa; Chordata; Actinopteri; Syngnathiformes; Syngnathidae.